GCGUGCUAAUUUAUACCAGCGCAACUAGGUGACUAAAAAUAAAUAUUGUAGUUUACAUACACACAAUUUCAGUAACGAUUCGUUGUUUAUAACAAUUAUUUUGUUCAUUUAGUAUCUAAUGUUAAGUUCAAGCCAUAUCACCUUAAAAUAUUUAAGAAAUAAUUCAGAUUUAGUGGUAAACCCGGGGUUUAGAUAUGUACGCCUAUUAUUUGAGUUGUUAAACAUACAACAGAUAAGAUUACACAUCGAUAUCUUAUAAAUGUUUUUAAUAAACUUAGCGUUAUGGUUAGGGAUCGUUUAAACGAUUUGAUCAAGACAGGAAAUGUGAAAAGCCAAGAUGUACAAUUGGAAAUUGCGGCGGAAGAAAGGGAACCGCUGACUGGUGGUAAUUCCGAUAUAAGAGACACGUUUGAAAGAGCUGAAGUAUUGAGGGAUUGGAUCGAAUCAAUUGAAGCUAAUGUAGACCAUAUAAGACAAUGCAUCAAAAAAUUAGAUGACAUAAAGAUAAAUCAAAGGGACUUGAAUGAUAAAAUCGAUUCCCUUUUUCAAAACAACAUCUCGAUAUCGGGCAAAAUUCAAGCAAAACUGAAAAUUUUUGAAGAGGAACUGGUCAAUGUGAACACCUUAGGAGCCGAAGGACGUAUCAAGUCAAUUCAAUACAAUACAUUGAAAACGAGGUAUCAAAAAGCAUUCAAGCAAAAUGUAGCCGAAUUGGAACAUUUUCGAAAUGUUAAAAAGGCCCAAUUGAAGGCUCAAAUCAGGGCUAAAGGAAUCAGCGUGACUGAGGAACAGUUACUUAAAUUGAUUGAAGAUAAAACAGAUGUCCAAGUUUUUACCGAAAACUUAUUGAGUGAAACGGCCGAAGCUAAGAGACAGUUACAAGAUAUAGAGGAGAGGCACCAACAACUUUUAAAAAUCGAGACAAUGCUUGAAGAAGUCAGAGACAUGUUUCUUCAUAUGGCAAUAUUGAUUGAUAAUCAGCAAGAGUUAAUAGACAGGGUAGAGUAUCAAGCGGAAAUGGCUCAAAAUUUUGUUGAAAGAGGCCGAGAUGACCUUAAGAAGGGAGAAAAAUCGAGAAAAAAAUUUCAGAAGAAAAAAAUCAUACUUUUAAUAGUACUUAUUAUCAUAUUAAUAGUUGUACUUGUCCUGGUAUUUAAAUAACGACAGCACAGUACUCGGUAUUUGAUAAGUUUUGUAUUAUUUUUAUAUAGCUAAAUAAUAGAUAAACGAUAUUGUAAA
Messenger RNA from Sitophilus oryzae (rice weevil), 1239 nucleotides. Its product is annotated as syntaxin-like. Lineage: Eukaryota; Metazoa; Arthropoda; Insecta; Coleoptera; Curculionidae. Gene Ontology annotation, molecular function: SNAP receptor activity; SNARE binding. Gene Ontology annotation, cellular component: SNARE complex; presynaptic active zone membrane; endomembrane system. The record is from RefSeq and is a predicted model, not a curated record. Bases 283 to 1161 code for a protein of 292 amino acids. Gene Ontology annotation, biological process: exocytosis; synaptic vesicle fusion to presynaptic active zone membrane; intracellular protein transport. The transcript has 7 exons.